Molecule: messenger RNA, 1130 nt
Organism: Emericellopsis atlantica
Lineage: Eukaryota; Fungi; Ascomycota; Sordariomycetes; Hypocreales; Bionectriaceae
Exons: 2
Coding region: 292-1083 (263 amino acids)
Source: RefSeq, a predicted model, not a curated record
GUCGUGACCUCAUCAGCCAUCCGCUCGCUCUGCCCGCAACUAGCUCCUGAUCACCGACUUACCUCCUAAAAAAUCGCGUCACCUCCUCGCAAAGAAUACGGCUUUGCGGCGUGACUGGGUGUUCAACUUCGCAUUUGUACUGGGGCAUCUGGAGCAAUUCACAAGCUGUGAGGUCGAUGUGGCUCACGCCCGGCACCAUUUUGCGACGUUUGCCGUGGACAUCCUGCUGGACCCUUUCGGAGAGCUCGGCGGCCUGGAAGUGGUGGCACGGCGGCGACAUUAUCGCAAGAAAUGGAGGCGGCAAUGGGAGCGCGGAUCUUGGGUGAGGUCGAAGAGAUGAGUCUGGAGGAGAUACUCGAUACAAUUCGAACGUCCCUAGGCAGCGCAGCAACCAAGACACCGCUCAAAACGACCCAUCUGCCAGCCCUCGACGAGAUCGCAGCACGGCAUUUUCGGGCAACACAGGCACCUACUCUCGCCCUCCAUGGACGUCAUCUUCCACUCCUCUACAAGCUUACCUCAACGCUGGUGGCACCUCCACAUAGCUAUGCCCUGUUGGUGAUUGAUCUAGAAGGGCGCUUCGACGCUACGCGGUUGACUUGCCCGGAGAUGGACGCCCGCCACAUCUACAUUCACCGUCCGUCACGGCCAAGCUCAUACGGCACCAGUCCCGCAGAAGGCGACGGCGACCACAACAGCAACGGGACCACCAGCGCCGACCAUCUACGGGCGCUGGUCGCCGAGGCCGGCAACUUCAUGCUCUAUGGCGCCGCAGCCGCGCCGAGUGCGUCUCGCCAGUGGUGGGGCACGAUUGUAGUUGGAGGCAUGGGGGCCGGGCAGGUUGUCGCAGGAUGGAAGGGCUGGCUGCGCAUAUCUCGCGAGGAAACGCCUGGGUUUGCGCUGGGCACGAGUGCUGAGGAGGCUCUCACACGGCGCUCGGCGCGGCAGAGCGUUGUCGAGGCAGCCGGCUGGAUAGCGGAGUCUCAAUGGGGAGACUUUGUCUUCCGAGAGGAGAAGGUUCAGGAUCGAUUGCACGGUGAUUCAGACAAGGAACACCCGAGAUUGGCGCAGGAACAAAGGUGAACGAUCUCGAUGGGCUCGGGCAUAGGAUAUGUGCAUACCCGACCUUU